AUGGCGGCGAGUCACGGAUCUGCUAACUCGAGGCAGCUUUCACAGAUGGAAGCUGACAUCAAGAUGAUGUGUGCUGCUGAGGUUCACCUCGGUACCAAGAACUGUAACUACCAAAUGGAGCGUUACGUUUUCAAAAGACGCAAUGAUGGUAUUUACAUAUUUAACCUUGGAAAGACAUGGGAGAAGUUGAUGAUGGCAGCUAGAGUUAUUGUUGCUAUUGAGAAUCCACAAGACAUCAUUGUGCAAUCUGCUAGACCUUAUGGUCAAAGAGCUGUUUUGAAGUUUGCUCAGUACACUGGUGCCAAUGCUAUUGCUGGAAGACACACUCCUGGUACUUUCACCAAUCAGAUGCAGACUUCUUUCAGUGAGCCCAGGCUUUUGAUUCUUACUGAUCCACGUACCGACCACCAGCCUAUUAAGGAAGGUGCUUUGGGAAACAUUCCAAUCAUUGCUUUCUGUGACACUGACUCUCCCAUGAGGUUUGUUGACAUUGGUAUCCCUGCUAACAACAAGGGGAAACACAGCAUUGGUUGUCUUUUCUGGCUUCUUGCUCGUAUGGUUCUUCAGAUGCGUGGUACCAUUCGCCCUGCUCAGAAGUGGGAUGUCAUGGUUGAUCUGUUCUUCUACAGGGAGCCAGAAGAGGCUAAGCCAGAGGAUGAGGAUGAAGUUGCUCCUCAGGCUGAGUUUGGACUACCUGCUCCUGAGUAUGGAGGUGGUGGAGAGUGGAGCACUGCUGCUAUCCCUGAUGCUUCUUGGACAGGAGAAGGUCAGGCGCCAAUCUCUGCUGCCCCUGCUGGUGCUUCAUGGAACGAGUCCGCACCAGCAGCAGAAGGUGGAUGGGACCCGGCUGUGCCACCGACCGCAGCAGUGACCAAUUGGGAAUAA
Molecule: messenger RNA, 885 nt
Organism: Eruca vesicaria subsp. sativa (arugula)
Lineage: Eukaryota; Viridiplantae; Streptophyta; Magnoliopsida; Brassicales; Brassicaceae
Source: the annotation of a GenBank genome assembly